GUUCGAGCUUGCGCAGUCGCGUCUCUCAAUCGCCCAUGGGACAACUCACGAUCCUCCGACGCGUCUGACUAGGCUCGAUCACUUCCCCUCGUCUGCCAACACUACAUUCUCUUGGAAGAUCAUUCUCUACAGAUCAAAAGGUCAUGGCACCAACAAAACGUCCUGCAGCGGAAGGCGACCGCUCGAUUUCUCCUCCGCCCUUGAAGCGAAAAGCCCAAACCGCCAUCUCAAAGAGCGCGGUCGCAAGCUUCUUCACCCCCGUAUCCCAGAAACCAAAGGACCGAACAACUUGGACAGAGAGAAGCCCCAAUGCCGACUCGCCUGCCACCCUUCUCGUAGCCAAGUAUGUCCCAGAACGAGCGCCGACGAGCGAUGAAUCAGGGAAACCAACAGUCAAGAGGAGGAAGAUCGCGGCCUUUGAUCUCGACUCGACCCUGAUCACAGCCGCCUCCGGCAAGAAACACUCCCACGACGCAGCCGACUGGAAGUGGUGGCACCACUCGGUCCCCGAUCGGCUACGAAAGCUUUACAAUGAAGAAGGAUACCAAGUCAUAAUCUUCACCAACCAAGGCGGCCUCACCCUCCACUCCGACCCCAACUCCAAAACCAAGACCCCCAAAGCCCAACUCAACCGUGUGCCCCAAUUCAAGCAAAAAUGCUCCGUCGUGCUCUCCCAGCUCGACAUCCCCACGACGCUCUACGCCGCCACGGGCAAGGACAUCUACCGCAAGCCGCGGCCGGGCAUGUGGCAGGAGAUGAAGGCCGACUACAACUUGGUUAGUGACGACGACAUCGACCUCGAGAACAGCAUCUUCGUCGGCGACGCAGGCGGUCGACAGUCGGAGCUGACGGAGGGUAGGGGUAAAGGCAAAGCUACCGCAACUCCCAAGGACUUCAGCUGCUCAGACCGCAACCUAGCGCAUAACGUGGGCAUCAAGUACCAAACGCCCGAGGAGUUCUUUUUGGGGGAGGAGCCGAGGAAUUUUACGCGGGAUUUUGAUCUGGUGAAAUACCCUUAUCCCUCCUCACCUCCCACCACCACCACCACCACCACCACCACAGACUCCUCGUCAUCCUCGACGAAAAAAGAAAUCCUCUUCACCAAAACCUCCCCCCAAGAACUAAUCCUCUUCGUCGGCCCCCCUGGCGCCGGCAAGUCGACUUUCUACUGGCGGCACCUGAAACCUCUUGGUUACGAGCGGGUCAACCAGGACGUGCUGAAAUCCAAAGAUAAGUGCUUCAAGGCGGCGGCAGAGUAUUUGAAGGAGGGGGACUCGGUGGUGGUGGAUAACACCAACCCCGAUCCGGAUACACGCAAGCAGUGGGUUGAGCUCGCGACAAAACAGGGGGUGUCCGUUCGGUGUGUCUGGUUUAGGACGCCGUUGGUGGUUUGUGAGCAUAAUGAUGCUGUUAGGGCUUUGAAUAAGCCUCUCAACCCCGAAUCCCGAACAUCACUCCCCAAGCUUGCCUUCAACGGCUUCAACGCCCGGUUCAAGGAGCCCAAGGUCAAAGAAGGCUUUCAAGACGUUACCGAGGUGGACUUCAAGUUCAGAGGAACCAAGGAGGAAUAUGAGAUAUGGGGGAAAUAUUGGAUUUAGUAGGGUUUAGGAUAAGUGUUGACGUUGUUGCGCACGUUGGAGAAAUACCCGAGGUUUCCAUUCUUCUUCCUCGUUUCGAUAUAUCGGUUUUGUUCUUGCUUGAUAACCCACCACCAUCCAGCCUCUUGAGCUUCGAUCUGUUUGGCAAAGUCUCUUCAGUUCUUUCUCAUCAUGCCAAGCAAGGCACGUCUUGGAUUUGAGGGUGAUGACGUGGCUACCUACCUAGCCUUGGCCUAGCCUAGUUUAUCAUAAUUUUUCCGUCUUUCCCUACUAUCCUUCCUCAGUGCCCGCCCUCCUUCAUCUGUCGCCGUGGGAAGAAGAAAAAGAGAGAAAGCCUGUACGUCUCCUGCCGCCAUGUACGGUCUGUGUGAAAAAAAAAAAAAAAAAA
Molecule: messenger RNA, 1986 nt
Organism: Neurospora tetraspora
Lineage: Eukaryota; Fungi; Ascomycota; Sordariomycetes; Sordariales; Sordariaceae
Product: PNK3P-domain-containing protein
Exons: 5
Coding region: 144-1598 (484 amino acids)
Biological process (GO): DNA repair
Molecular function (GO): polynucleotide 3'-phosphatase activity; ATP-dependent polydeoxyribonucleotide 5'-hydroxyl-kinase activity; double-stranded DNA binding
Source: RefSeq, a predicted model, not a curated record